This is a messenger RNA of Penaeus vannamei (Pacific white shrimp), 315 nucleotides long. Lineage: Eukaryota; Metazoa; Arthropoda; Malacostraca; Decapoda; Penaeidae. The record is from RefSeq and is a predicted model, not a curated record.
AUGAGAGUGCACACAAAAGAGAAACCUUUUAGAUGUGAGGUUUGCACUAGAGCCUUCACUCAGAAAACUAAUCUCAUUGCACACAUGAGAGUACAUUCAGACGAGAAACCAUACAACUGUGAGAUAUGUAGUCGUGCAUUCUCUCUGAAGACCACUCUUGUUAAACACAUGAAAGUACAUACACAGGAGAAGCCUUAUGAUUGUCAGGAGAAGCCAUAUACCUGUCCAGUUUGCAACAAGGGAUUCUCACAAAAAUAUUUUCAAGUAGACCACGCCAACGGAACUGCCGUCGACACCGUGCUCUUGAGGUUCUAA